Messenger RNA from Fusarium oxysporum Fo47, 2022 nucleotides. RefSeq names its product Asparaginase/glutaminase. Gene Ontology annotation, molecular function: asparaginase activity. The coding region runs from base 62 to 1525 and encodes 487 amino acids. The transcript has a single exon. Lineage: Eukaryota; Fungi; Ascomycota; Sordariomycetes; Hypocreales; Nectriaceae. The record is from RefSeq and is a predicted model, not a curated record.
UGUACUGUAAACAGACAAUCGAAUGCAAAUGGGUUAAGUUAGCCAUACGCGCAGUACAAGAAUGGGACAUUUCGCUGCUGGGUUCAUAGUAUAUCUAAAUCUCCCUCUCUCACUUUCCUCAGAGGCUGGACCUUGGCUGGCGAGAAAGAAGGACAAGCGUCCUACGGUAUUAUACUGGAUGUCUAAACUAAAGACUCAAGAAUCACAAAUCAUGAUGCCCAGCUUUAAACGGCUUCACGGCCGCGCCUUGGUUGCUACUGCUCCUGUUUACUGCUCUGGACCAGCUGCUUCGUCGACCAUCAAGAUGGCCCCUUCAUCGGCUUCUUGGACAACUUGCCUGUGGCGAAUCAUCCUGAGUGUGUUGGCCCCUUCAACGGCGCUGCUCCAGUUUGGUUCAUGGGCCGCCUCAGUCUUCGGCCCUCCUGUCCAUGAGCUGUAUCUUCAACCACACUUCUCCGCACUGCAAAAAGCGCCAAUACAGACAGGCAUCCCGUUUGAAAUCUCAACCACCCCUGAGUUCAACUGCUUCAGUCCGAAUCUUCCAAAUAUCACCAUCUAUGCGACAGGGGGCACUAUCGCUGGAUCUGCUAGUUCGGCUGACCAAACGACGGGAUAUCAAUCAGCUGCGCUGAGUGUCCAAUCCCUCAUUGAUGCGGUGCCACAGCUGUGCAAUGUUGCCAACGUGAGAGGCGUUCAAUUCGCCAACACAGACAGUAUAGACAUGAGUUCAGACAUGUUACAGGCGUUGGCGGAGCAAAUCCAGGCUGAUCUCAACAGUCCAUCUACACAAGGCGCUGUUGUGACGCACGGAACCGACACUCUGGAUGAGUCGGCUUUCUUCCUUGAUCUCACGAUCCAGAGCGAUAAACCCGUGGUUGUAACGGGUUCUAUGCGUCCUGCGACGGCUAUAAGCGCUGAUGGACCCAUGAAUUUGCUGUCUUCAGUGACUUUGGCUGCUAGUCAGAACGCCAGAGGCAGGGGAGUCAUGAUUGCCAUCAACGACCGCAUCGGAUCUGCUCGCUUCACGACAAAGGUGAACGCCAACCAUCUCGAUGCUUUUCAAGCUCCUGAUAGCGGCUUGUUGGGAACAUUUGUCAAUAUCCAGCCUGUCUUCUUUUACCCGCCAUCACGGCCUCUGGGCCACCACCAUUUCAAAUUACAAUCCAGACCUCCAUCGUCAGCGCUGCCUCAAGUGGACAUCCUCUACGCUUACCAGGAGCUCAGCGUUGGCAUGUUCAAGGCGGCUGUUGAUCUCGGCGCACGAGGCAUCGUCCUCGCAGGCCUUGGUGCUGGAUUCUGGACUUCCAAGGGCACUGAGGAGAUCCGACGCAUAGUCCGUGAAACCAAGAUUCCCGUGAUAGUGAGCCGUCGACCAGAAGGCGGUUUCGUGGGACCCUGUCAGGCAGGAAUCGGAGCUGGUUUCCUUAACCCCCAAAAAGCGAGGAUCCAGCUCCAACUCGCGCUUGAGGCCAAGAUGGACAACGACGCCAUCCGGGCUCUUUUUGAGCACGCGGGAGUGCACUAAAGGGGCAAAAGAUCAAAGGUUCAGACCACAGCAGCAUGAUACAUAUUACCAACAGGACCGGUACCUUUUUAGAGGAAUUUCCAAAAAGAUCACGAUCAAAUAGGGAAACUCGAUACAAUUCGGAGGCUUACGCAUGCAUCAGAAAACGGUUUGGAUCUUCAGGGCGCAUUUUCUUGUCUUUUCAGCGAAUGUCAAAAUUGGGUGUGGCUAUCUGCUUUUUGUUUUGUUUUUGUUUUUGCAAAGAUCAUUUUUCGUUGUUUCAUCUGGGAGGCAUUUUGAAUCGGGGUGGCAAAAUGGUUAAUGGAACCAAACAAUCAUGGAGGGAGGCUAUCUGCUUUUCGUUGUUCUGCAUUGUUGUGCUUAUAAAAGUUGAUGCGAAGGGGUUGAUAAAGCUAGUCCAGCAAUCUGUUUUACGGGUGCUUGACAUGCAGGAGUAUAAUAAAGUUAAUUGUAUUCAACAUAUAUACUCAAAUUACACCUUAACAUGGUUCUCAAAG